Messenger RNA from Carica papaya (papaya), 2625 nucleotides. NCBI's taxonomy places the organism in Eukaryota, Viridiplantae, Streptophyta, Magnoliopsida, Brassicales, Caricaceae. The record is from RefSeq and is a predicted model, not a curated record.
GGAGUACAAAAUUUGCUUCGAAAAGUAGACAGCUUGUUAAUAGCUGAAUUUUUGGCGUUCGGCAACUUUGCGGACUCUUCAAUUCUGACAAGAACUCAGAGCUUCGGUUUCUCCAGCAAAAUGGAAAAGAUUCGAACAUUCCAGUUCUGCAAAACAAUGUUCAUUUCCAUGGAGUUUCAUUCUCGUCCUCCUCAACUACAAUUUCCCUGGGCUUGUUCUCGUCUUCUCGCAGUUUCAGGUACUCCCACCUCCCUUUCUGAUCUGCUUGGUUAUUGGGUCAUUUUCUAAAACAGUUUGUGAGCACUGUAAAUUGACGGGUUUUUGAAACUGAACAUAAAAGGAUUGUUCUUGCAACUAAAAGCAAGCUUUUUUGUCUAAUUCCCCAGAUUGAAGUUUGUAUCGUUAUGGCUGAAGCGAAGCUUUAGUUGAUAUACUGGCAUAUGGUUUAGUUUCAAAUUCGUCUCUUUCUGUAUUCAGCAAUUCAAAAUGCAUAAUCUUUUUCUUCGUUUGUGAAAACUGUUUGAGUUGGGUUUUUUUUUUUUUUGCUUCGUAUAUGUGUUAAUGUCAUUUGUAUAGCAACAAAUUGUGGAUUGUGUUGGAUGGCAUGACCUUUUGUGUAAAGACUGUUCUGCUGAUUUGAGAUUAAGAGAAACAGAGUUGUUACUUUCAAUGUUCUCCCAUAAGUUAGCUGGAAGCUCCUUUAAUCGAGUAGAAUUUUCCAUGGAUCCUUUUGGUUAAAAUUAUUGCUGUAAGCUCCUAGUUGAAUAGAAGCUGCCGUUGGACUAGAUUCGCUGCUUGUACGAAAGACAUGUUACUGAAUUACAUGGUUUGUUUAAGUCUGAUAUAAUUUCACGCAAUUUUCCCCAGGAUUUUCUACCAUCUAAUAUUGAGAUUAAACUGUAUAAUGCAUGAGCCUAAACAUAUGUUAGCUUUGAUUGUCUUCGAGAUUAUUUAUUGGUGUCAGUUCAUUCGGGUGCUUUUGGAUUUUUCUUGAUUCAAGAUGAUGGGUGAGAUUGAUACCAAACCCAUUGAGCCAGUGCAAGUAGCAUUGUCUCAUUUUGGUGAAAAAUGUGACCAGAGAAGCAGCAGUCUGGCGGCAGUCUAGAUAAUGGGAAAGAUAAAGAUGCUGAAACCUUACAGAAGGAUCUGGCCAACUACAAGCUGCAACUUGAAGCAAAGGAAUCUGCCUACAUGCAAGUCCUUCUUGAAGUAGAACACUACCAGAAAGCGGCUGAUGAACUUUCCACCCUGCUGAAGAACUCAGAGGUUGAGAGAGAGAAAUGCAUUGAAGAGCAUACAGAAUCCAGGAGCUAUAUACAUGCUCUUGAAUCCAAGAUGAAGGAGAUGCUGAAUCAGCUUGCAGAGAAUGCGAAGGUCCGGGAGCAACUUUUGAAUGUCCUAAAUGAGCUUAAGGUUGCCCAAGAAGAUCUGCUUAACAUGGAAACAGAACUGGCAGCUGCUAGGGAUUUACAGCUCAAAGCAAUGAUGCAAGCUGAAAUGAUGGAAGUUGCUGCAAACAUGGAUAGAGAAAAGUUACAAGAGCUUCUGAAGCAUGUGUCAGAGCUCAAUGAAGCUAUUCUUCGGUUAAAGUUGGCUGCUAUCGAGGCAGACAAAGAGAAGUUUACUAUUUUAUCAGAAAAAGAUGAUGAGAUAGAGUUAGCAAUGGCAUCAGCAGCUCAAGCACAAGAGCAGUUGGAAGAUAUGAGAAGAGAAUUAGAAAGUAUGCAAGAACUUGAGAUUCAGGUCCUGGAGAAAUCUACUUUGGUUGAUAUGCUUAUUUUGGAGCUUAAGCAAGCAGACGAGCAACUUAGGUCAUAUAAGGAAGCUGCUUCUGAUGCUAUGAGUGGUUUGGAGAACCUAAAAGCAGAGUUGGAGAUCAAGGAAGGAAGAAACUCAGAUCAAGCACUCUACAUAGAGACAUUGGAAACAGACAUGGACCAGCUAAAAGUAAAACUGAUAAAUGCUAAUGAAGAGAUAGAUCAGGUGAAAACUAAUGUUGGCAAGCUCACAAGUGAAUUAGAGAAGACUGCAGUAGAGAUGGAUGCAGUUAAGGAAAGAGAGAUCGAAGCACAAGAGGAAAUAGCACUUCUGAAAUCUGAGGUUCACAAAGGAAGAUCUAAAAUUGCAGCUGCAGAGGCAGCUGAAGCAAGAGCAGAAAGUGCCAAAUCAGGAUUAUAUCUUGCUGUUCAGCAACUAGCUGUGGAAGCUGAAGAAGCCAAGAAAGAAAAUCAAAGGUUGAAGCAAAGAACAGAUGAGGAAGCUGAAGAAACUGAAACUUCUAUCCAAAUCAGCUCUCAAGUAGAGAAUUCUCUUCAAAAUAUAGGAGUUUCCCUAACUGACGAGCCCAUGGACGCUUUGAAAAAGGAACUAGAAGUUGCAAUGCUGAAAAUUGAGGAGUUCAGAACUCGAGCAGAACAGGCUUUUACGCGAGCUGAAACAGCAGAGAGAGCUAAAACAGCAGUAGAAGGUCAGCUAAGGAAGUGGCGAGAGCAGAAGGAAAAGAGAAAAGCUGCUUUAGCUGCACUUCGCGAGGAAUCCGUGGGUAGAGAAUAUGAUCCUCCUGGACACAUGACUGCACCCAAAAAAUACCAACCAUUGGGGGAAGUCCUCAAUAUGAAAUUCUAG